This is a messenger RNA of Pteronotus mesoamericanus, 777 nucleotides long. It is a transcript of the gene PI15, whose product is annotated as peptidase inhibitor 15. The transcript has 5 exons. The record is from RefSeq and is a predicted model, not a curated record. NCBI's taxonomy places the organism in Eukaryota, Metazoa, Chordata, Mammalia, Chiroptera, Mormoopidae. Gene Ontology annotation, cellular component: extracellular region. The coding region runs from base 1 to 777 and encodes 258 amino acids.
AUGACAGCAAUCUCUGCCAUCAGCAGCGCUCUCCUGUUCUCCCUUCUCUGUGAAGUAAGUCCUGUUGUCUUACUCAAUUCCACUGACUCAUCCUCGCCAACCAAUAAUUUCACUGAUAUUGAAGCUGCUCUGAAAGCACAGCUACAUUCUGCGGACAUACCCAAAUCCAGGCGGAAGCGCUACAUUUCGCAAAAUGACAUGAUCGCCAUUCUUGACUAUCAUAACCAAGUUCGGGGAAAAGUGUUCCCACCAGCAGCUAACAUGGAAUAUAUGGUUUGGGAUGAAAAUCUUGCAAAAUCUGCAGAGGCUUGGGCGGCUACUUGCAUUUGGGACCAUGGACCUUCUUACUUACUGAGAUUUUUGGGCCAAAAUCUGUCUGUAAGAACUGGAAGAUACCGCUCUAUUCUGCAGCUGGUCAAGCCAUGGUACGAUGAAGUGAAAGACUAUGCUUUUCCAUAUCCCCAGGACUGCAAUCCCAGAUGCCCUAUGAGAUGUUUUGGUCCAAUGUGUACACAUUAUACACAGAUGGUUUGGGCCACCUCCAAUCGGAUAGGAUGUGCAAUUCAUACUUGCCAAAACAUGAACGUGUGGGGAGCUGUGUGGCGACGUGCAGUGUACUUAGUGUGCAACUAUGCCCCAAAGGGCAAUUGGAUUGGGGAAGCACCAUAUAAAGUGGGGGUACCAUGUUCAGCCUGUCCUCCAAGUUAUGGGGGAUCUUGUACUGACAACCUUUGUUUUCCGGGAGUAACGUCAAACUACCUAUACUGGUUUAAAUAA